Molecule: messenger RNA, 978 nt
Organism: Naegleria gruberi
Lineage: Eukaryota; Heterolobosea; Eutetramitea; Acrasida; Naegleriidae
Exons: 2
Source: RefSeq, a predicted model, not a curated record
AAAAAAAGAAUCGACCAUGCUUUCGAAUAGUUUGGACGAAACUUUUGCCGAAAGUCCUACAAACGCAGGAGUGAGUGCUUCUCAACUACUCAUGGCACAGAAAGUUAAUCUAUUCGAAAGUAUUCUUUCCAAGAAAUCAUCUAACCUGUCAUUAGAUUUAGAUUCAGAAACAAGUGCAAAUUCCGACACUAUCACAGACUAUUUCUUCGUUAGAAAUGUCAACACUGUAAAUAUCGAUGAUCUUGUCCAAUCUAAAUUUGGAAACUGUCAAAUGUUAGAUCAUGACUUGAUUUUUAAUGAAAAUUUAAGAAAGAUUAGAAAUAGAUUUAAACCAAUCUAUGAAACACUCUUAGAAAAUGAUGCUCUUUAUAAUGGAAAUCAAAUUGACAAUUUUUCAUCGUACAGUUUAGGAAAUGUUGAAUUUGAACAAAUAAUGUCAUCAUUUUCAACGAAUAUUCAAGAAUAUUGUGAAUAUGAAUUGAAGUAUAUGCAUGAUUUCUUUAAAACUGAUUGUCCAAAUAUUAUUCAAUCUCUACCAUUGAUUAUUUCAUUGAAAAGUUUGACAAUUGAUGAAUUGAAAUGUACUGUCAAUGUUUUAAAGAAAGUUUUGACAUUGGGAGCAUAUACUCAUCCUGAGAAGGUUUUGGUUUCUCAGAGUUUGGCACUUCCUGAUCUAUUCUGUUAUUUAUUCUUUGAUAAUCCAACAAAAAGUCAAUCAGAAUUGAAUAAGGCACUUAUUAGAAAUAGAAGUGAUUCGAAUGGAAGUGAUACUUCAAGUGAAUCUGUUCGUUCUUCAUCCACUUCUCCUUCAUUGUUGAGCAAAUUCUUUUCUAGAAAUAGGAAAAAGAAUUUGAAAUCAUCUCCAAUUGUUUCUUUUGAAAAGGAAUUGAUGUAUUUACAAAUUUAUUUAAUUAUUUUUGAAUUUUCAGAAUCAGAUAUUGUUGAAAUACCUCAUGGAUAUGAACACAAUGUGUAUAG